This is a messenger RNA of Drosophila serrata, 1424 nucleotides long. Its product is annotated as uronyl 2-sulfotransferase homolog pip-like. Gene Ontology annotation, molecular function: sulfotransferase activity. The record is from RefSeq and is a predicted model, not a curated record. Gene Ontology annotation, cellular component: membrane. Lineage: Eukaryota; Metazoa; Arthropoda; Insecta; Diptera; Drosophilidae.
UAGCUCGCCACAACUCGUAUCGGGGCUAGAAGUGAGAAAAGUGCUGACCGGGAAAUUCUUUUGGCCAAGAAAGGUCUCCGGAAAAGAUCUCAAGCGUUUGUGUUUUUUGUGUAACUCCCCUCUGGAUGUCUCUGAACGCCGAACGUUCGUACAAAAUGAAACUGCGCGAUGUGGAAAAUGCCUUCAAGUAUCGGCGCAUACCGUACCCCAAGCGUUCGGUGGAGCUGAUAGCCCUGCUGGCUAUUUCGUGCACCUUCUUCCUGUUCAUGCACACGAACAAGCUGAACAGCCGCCUCAAGGAAAUGGAGGUGAAGCUGCAGCCGUCCGAGUUUUCGGCCCUCGGACUGACCGGCAAUCACAUCAGCGGACACGAUGCGGGCAAGCACGAUGACAUCAACACUCUGCACGGCACCUACCAAUAUCUGAAGAGUACCGGACAGAUGUCUUCCCUUAAUGUGCGGGAUCUGAACAAUACCCGCAAGGCACAAAUGGACUUGGUGUUCUUUAACCGAGUUCCAAAAGUGGGAAGUCAGACGUUCAUGGAGCUCCUGCGCCGACUAUCAGAGCGUAAUAAUUUCCAGUUCCAUCGAGAUGCUGUGCAAAAGGUGGAGACCAUUCGAUUGGCGGAGGACCAGCAGCAGGAAAUGGCUGAGGUGAUCAGCGAACUGCCAGAACCUUCCGUUUUCAUUAAGCAUGUGUGCUUCACAAACUUUACCAAAUUCAAUCUGCCAAAACCCAUUUACCUAAAUGUGGUUCGAGAUCCUGUAGAACGCGUGAUUAGCUGGUUCUACUAUGUCCGAGCGCCUUGGUAUUUUGUGGAGCGUAAAGCUGCCUUUCCCGACCUCCCGCUGCCCCAUCCGGCUUGGCUUAAAAAGGACUUUGAGACAUGUGUCCUUAGUGGGGAUCAGGAAUGUACUUACACACAAGGUGUCACUGUGGAGGGCAUUGGCGAUCAUCGGCGACAGAGCUUGUUUUUCUGUGGUCACGACUACGAGUGCACUCCUUUUAAUACUGUGGGUGCCCUGGAACGAGCCAAAUUUGCCGUGGAGCAACAAUAUGCAGUUGUUGGAGUGCUGGAAGAUCUGAACACCACUCUCUCUGUGCUUGAGAAAUAUGUACCGCGAUUCUUUGAGGGCGUAAGAGAUAUAUAUGCAACAAGCGCCGAAUACUUGACUAAAAUCAACAAGAACAACUUUAAGCCCCCGGUCAGCGAGCAUGUUAAGGAUAUAGUGCGACGUAACUUCACGAAUGAGAUCGAGUUCUAUCAGUUCUGCCGCCAGAGACUCCAUAAACAAUAUCUGGCUGCCCACUUACCACAGAGAAUUAUCACAGACUCGGCACAUCUUCCCCCUCUGAUAGGCAAUUGAAUUAUAUAUUCAAACAAAUGUAAAGAACAAAUUUGACAAACAAAAUCAUACUCGAAA